AUGGGACACAAAGGAUUAUCGGGUUCCGUAUGGAUCUGUGUUUCUGUCGUUGCAUUGACGCCACAUAUCAUACUCGGAGAUGUGAGCUAUUCUGUUCUGGAGGAAAUGAAACACGGUUCUGUACUUGGAAAUAUAGCCAAAGAUCUCGGACUUGACACCGGUACCCUUUCUGCUCGCAAGGCUCGAAUCGAUGCUGCUGCAGGUAGCACCAGACAUUAUUAUGACAUAAAUCUGAAAACUGGGGAGUUGACAGUGGACGAACCAAUAGAUAGGGAGGAACUGUGUUCGGAAAAGACAUCGUGCACUGUUAAAUUUGACAUGGUGUUAGAGCGUCCUUUAGAGUCGCAUCGUUUUACGCUUCAGAUUCAAGAUAUUAACGACAAUUCGCCCAGUUUCCCAAAGGAUGUUGUGAGACUAGAAAUACGUGAGUCAGCACACAAAGGAGCUCGCUAUCGUGUCAAUGAAGCGCGCGACACAGACAUAGGACAGAAUGCAGUGCAAAGAUAUUCAUUGCAGAGGAACGAUCAUUUCAUUGUCUCUGUAAACUCACACGCAAGUGGAAGAAAAAUUGUGGAACUGGUGCUAGAUAAGGAACUAGAUCGUGAACAGCAGGAUGAAGUAAUAUUAAUUCUUACUGCUUUGGAUGGCGGGUCUCCGCCGAGAUCAGGCACCGUAGCCAUACACGUCACUGUGCUGGAUGCCAAUGACAAUGCCCCGGUUUUCAGUCAGGAAAUGUACGAAGCUACUCUGCCCGAGAAUGCGCCCACGGGCACAAUAAUACUCGCUGUUUUGGCAACUGACGCAGACGAUGGCCCUAAUGGAGAGGUUACAUACGAAUUUAGUCAUUUGUCAAAUAAAGCCAGAAGUGCAUUUUCUUUAGACUCUGUAACUGGAGAGAUAAAGGUUAUCGGACCUAUUGACUUUGAGGAAGAUUCUAAAUUUGAAAUCCUUGUGGAAGGUAAAGACGGUUUUGGCUUGUCCUCGGAUACCAAAGUCGUUAUAAAUAUAGCAGACGUGAAUGACAACACUCCCGUAAUAUAUCUGAAAUCUCUUAAUAGCCCCAUCCCCGAAAACGCUGCACCUGGUACGGAGGUGGGCAUAAUCAAUGCGCAAGACGCAGACUCUGACAAGAACGGACAAAUUCUGUACCCUACUCCAGGCGGCAAUACGUUUAUGACUGAAAUGGUGCCGAAAGCAAUACAAGCCAACUCUUUAGUGUCUAAGGUCAUAGCUGUGGACGCCGACUCGGGCCAAAACGCAUGGCUAUCAUACCACAUUGUGAAAUCGACUGAUGCUGGACUUUUCACAAUUGGCGUCCACAACGGAGAGAUCAGGACGCAGAGAGACGUCUCCGAAUCUGACGUCAUGAAACAGACUCUUGUUGUGUCCGUGAAGGACAACGGACAGCCGCCUCUGUCUGCCACCUGUACUGUUAACUUGCUGAUAUCUGACAACUUGGCUGAGGUGCCCGAACUGAAAGACGUGGCCUCCGGUGAUAGCAGCUCUAAACUCACCGCGUAUUUGAUCAUUGCGCUCGUUUCGGUGUCCACGUUUUUCCUCAUGUUCGUCAUCAUCGCCAUAGCAGUAAAAGUUUGCCAGAGGAAAAAGCCUACCAUGCUUUUUGACGGCGCCCUGGCCAUCCCCAGCGCCUAUUUGCCUCCAAAUUACGCAGACGUGGAUGGCACGGGAACAUUACGCAGCGCCUACCACUAUGAUGGGUACAUGACGACGGGAUCUCGCACUAGCGACUUUAAGUUUGCAACGUCUUAUAAUGAGGAAACACUGCCCGCAGACAUGACUUUGAAAAAGUCUCUAUCCAUUGACCACGAUAGCCUGAUUGAUUCCAUCGAUUUGGCACAGACACAGAGCGCACAUCACAGUGGCUGA
Messenger RNA from Engraulis encrasicolus (European anchovy), 1887 nucleotides. RefSeq names its product protocadherin gamma-B2-like. The transcript is spliced from 3 exons. The coding region runs from base 1 to 1887 and encodes 628 amino acids. Gene Ontology annotation, molecular function: calcium ion binding. The record is from RefSeq and is a predicted model, not a curated record. Gene Ontology annotation, biological process: homophilic cell-cell adhesion. Gene Ontology annotation, cellular component: plasma membrane. Lineage: Eukaryota; Metazoa; Chordata; Actinopteri; Clupeiformes; Engraulidae.